Messenger RNA from Paramacrobiotus metropolitanus, 1400 nucleotides. RefSeq names its product GTPase-activating protein skywalker-like. The record is from RefSeq and is a predicted model, not a curated record. NCBI's taxonomy places the organism in Eukaryota, Metazoa, Tardigrada, Eutardigrada, Parachela, Macrobiotidae. The transcript is spliced from 4 exons. The coding region runs from base 436 to 1197 and encodes 253 amino acids.
UGUGCUAACACAGUUUAACAGAUAUCGUUGCAUAAAACUGAUCUACAUGUUCUUUGCAAGUAUUGAAAGGAGCGUUAUUUUCUAUCUUUUCGUACAAAAAUUGUUACUUUUUUGCUUUCAAAAAGCUGUUACCAACCAAAAGCGUUGUUGUUUCAAGUUGUUGUUGUUUUUGAGUGUAGUGAGGUACCGUCAGAAAAUGCAUAUUCGUGCUUGAGUUUAGAGCUCGUCCGUGUUAUCUGACGCGGUUUGUGGUUCAUUUAUGAUUUCCGGAAUUUCAGCAUUACUACAGAUCCGUAUAUGGGGGAAACAUGAAUUUGCGAUAGUUGUAGAUCAGUUUCGAUAAUUUUGGUGCAACUCUGCAAGUUCAAGUUCACUUGUGCAGUGUUCGUUAUUAAUGUGAAAAAAGCUGCUGGCCAUUUCUGGGCGUGAUCAAAUAUGGAGGUGCAAUCCAAUGAUGGGAAAGUUGUCACUGAAAAGUAUAACGUAUUUGUUUUCGACCAGCCGGACAAGUACAUUCAGAUUGCUCGGGCUAAACUCAAUUCAUCCAAUAAGGCCGAGAGUCCUGUUGCCAAAAAGGCGCCCAAACGACGUUCAGUUUUCCAUUGGCUUCAGAACCAAUGGAGUGUACCCAGGGAUCCAAUUUGCACCAAAGAAAGCAUUCUCACCACAGACACGCUGGAAGCACUACAUUUUUUCUUGCCUCUUCGAUUUCAAAUUGGUCAGUCCAGUCAAGUAUUCAAUUCACUGGACGACGGCGUCAGCAUCCAGAACUUCCUCCACAAGAUGGGGCCAUACUGCGCCUCGUUAAUCGCCGUAAAAACUUCCCGCAACGAAGUGUUCGGAGCGUUUUGCAGUACAAGCUGGAAAGAUCGCCAUGAAAGUAAAAAAGAUCUGAAAUUUUUCGGCACCGGAGAAACGUUUUUGUUUUGCUGUUCACCGAAAUUCCGCAUAUUCCCCUGGGUCGGAUGGACACGGAACGAGCUGGUCGAUGCGCCGGUGGAGCUGUCCAGCUCACUAUUUUUGGCUGCCAAUUCCAGUACCAUAGUUAUCGGUGGCGGCGGGGAUUCCGGUAUCAGAUUUUUGUCGGAUCUGUCGCGAGGUUACACCGGGCCAUGCUCAACAUUCAACAGCCCUCCAUUGUGCGAUUCUCGUGAUUUUCUCGUGGCUGUGAUCGAAGCUUAUGGGCUGAAUUACUAGAAGCCGUGAACGCUAUUGUAUUGUGCGAACGAACAAUAACGCGAUCUCGAUGCUAUGCAGGAAGCUUUAAUUAUUAUGAUAAUCAGAAAAGAAUCAAGAUGAGACCGCCUGGGAAAAAAUAUACAAAUAAUAAAUAAGCUUUUAGAAAAUUUCGAUUUUUACAAUAUGAAUGCCAAAAAAACGGGUAUAGAGAGUUAAGUCAU